This is a messenger RNA of Paramecium sonneborni, 510 nucleotides long. The record is from the annotation of a GenBank genome assembly. Lineage: Eukaryota; Ciliophora; Oligohymenophorea; Peniculida; Parameciidae.
AAAAAAUGGAUAAGGACAUUGAUGUUGAUAAGGUGAUUUGUAUUUGCAUAAUAGAUCAUUGAGAAAUUGUUAGAAACUAAAGGGGCUCGUAAUGGAAAACCAGUGAAUCUAACAGAGAGUGAAAUAAGAUCAUUGUGUAUAAAAAGUAGAGAGAUUUUCUUAACUUAACCAAUGUUGUUGGAAUUGGAAGCUCCUAUAAAAAUAUGUGGUAAUAUACUAUAAAUAUAAUAAGGUGAUAUACAUGGACAAUAUACAGAUUUGUUAAGAUUAUUUGAAUAUGGAGGAUAUCCCCCAGAAGCUAAUUAUUUAUUUCUUGGAGAUUAUGUUGAUAGAGGAAGGUAAUCGUUAGAAACUAUCUGUUUAUUACUUGCUUAUAAGAUUAAAUAUCCUGAGAAUUUCUUUCUUCUUAGAGGAAAUCAUGAAUGUUCACAAAUCAAUCGGAUUUAUGNUAUUUAUGUUUUAAUGGAAUAUUUUCAGAUGGAAAUUUUUGGAAAUUAAGUAAUCCUCUGA